Molecule: messenger RNA, 624 nt
Organism: Gryllus bimaculatus (two-spotted cricket)
Lineage: Eukaryota; Metazoa; Arthropoda; Insecta; Orthoptera; Gryllidae
Source: the annotation of a GenBank genome assembly
AUGCGGUCUCCUCAACGACAGUGCGGGAAAAAAAGAAUGGAAGAAGGAAAGGCGAUGGGUGUUUCUGGGGGCUGCGAGGAAUGUGUCUGGGAGGAAUGCGGCACGGCGCUCACGGCCCGUGUGCUCUACAGUGGAAAGAUGCGAAGUUCCCGUUACGCCGGGCGACCUCACUUGAUCUGGAACCGCGCACAAUCGAGCUCCUGCGCACAGGCCACGCCCGGGGGCUCCGAGCGCCACCGCGCGCCGCCGGCCGCCGGCACACGCCACGCUAAGGAUCAAGCUGCAGAUCAGGCGCUCCUGUAUGCGACGCUGGAAGUGGACUCGGAUGUCACUGCCAGGCGCGACCGCGGACGUCGCACCUCUACCCGCGUUUUGAAAUACGGCUGGGAUUUAGCUGCGCCUUGGCAGCGGGGCAGCAAAGACAGUGCCAGCGAAGACAGCAGAUUUGCAAGAAAUUGAGAUCGGAGUAAAGCGGAAAGGGAGCUCCAAGGCUGCAAGCUAGUGGAAGAAUCUGAAGACUCCAUGGAUGCUCGAAAUCCGGACGUGGUAGCUGAGGAGUGGAAAAGUUGGUGCUGCGGUAACCAAGCAGUACAUCCAGUGAAUCGAUCCGCGUAUUUUAGAUGA